Molecule: messenger RNA, 1659 nt
Organism: Hyaloscypha bicolor E
Lineage: Eukaryota; Fungi; Ascomycota; Leotiomycetes; Helotiales; Hyaloscyphaceae
Product: histidine acid phosphatase
Exons: 3
Coding region: 1-1659 (552 amino acids)
Biological process (GO): dephosphorylation
Molecular function (GO): phosphatase activity
Source: RefSeq, a predicted model, not a curated record
AUGAUGGCAGCUGUUGCUGCUUCACUUGCCCGGCAUGGCAGUGCAGCAGCAGUUGACCUCAGCUGGCAUGCACCCAAUGCGACGAAUAUCAACAAUCUGACGCAGGUCAUGGCUGGUUCUGAUAUUUAUGGGUGGGUUUACAACAACUCCCAGGUUCCAGCGGACGAGUAUGGAGUCUACAACUGGUGUAACAUGCCCCACGUCCGGAAGACAGAGUACAAGGUGCCUUCCUCGGAAUACAAGCUGCAAUACGUUGAAGUGAUCCACAGACACCACAAACGAACAGUCUACGCCUCCAACUCCUUCCCAGUCGAAUCAUACCCUUGGAACUGUGACGACGAAGACCUAUUCUACUACGGACAACCGAAAGCUGGGAACAAGUCUACGCCGACGUAUUGGCAGGGUUAUCAGUCACCCACGAAUCCGUUCAUCCCAACCGGAUUUCUGGGAACUUGCCAAUUCCCUCAGAUAACUGCUGCGGGUUUGGAUGAUUCUUGGCAGCAUGGGCGUGAUCUUUAUGGUGUAUACCAUGAUUUGUUGGGGUUUUUGCCAGAUGAUGCCAAUGAGAAGGUUAGCUUCAGGGUUACGCAGAAUGUCAUCACCAGUGAGAUUGCUGGAAUGGUUGUCAACGGAAUGUUCAACACUCAAAAUGAGGUCCCUCUGCUGAUCGAGGCCAGUGGAUACGACUCUCUUGAGCCAACUUACUCCUGCUCGGUAUCUUCAAACCUAUUCAACAGUAUCAAAUCUGGCAGAAACUGGACCGCCCAUCUCACGGCUGCUACCUCCUUGUACUCAACCCUGGACAAUAUCUCCGGAGUGUCUCCCACAGACUCUGGUUUCCACGCCAGCUUCGACCACUACUAUGACAACCUCUCCGCCCGCCAAUGUCACGGCAAGCCCCUCCCAUGCAAGCUUGUCAACGGCGUUAACUCGACAACCUGUGUCGACCAAUCCAUUGCGGACGAAGUCUACAGACUAGGCAACUACGAAUACUCCUACAUCUACCGCGACGACCCGCGCAGUCUCGCAGCAAGCUCCACCGCCUACGGCGUCUGGAUCGGCGAACUCACAACCCACAUCCGGAACUUCAUCAACGGAACCAGCAACGUGGUUUACAGACACAACGUCGCUCACGACGGCUCCAUUUCCCGUCUUCUCUCAGUCCUGCAGCUCGACGUCAUGGUCUGGCCAGGCAUGGGCUCAGAAGUCGUCUUCGAGCUGUACAAGAAAGACACCACAACGCCAACUACCACGGCUUCGGUCAUGGCACCAACCUGCAACCACGACAACUGUCUCCGCCAAGUGAUCCGGCAAUCUGCUUCGGCGUCAGCAGUCUGCCCUACGUACACCGCGACCGCAGUGACCAGCAUCCCGACUUUCGCGUCCAACUGCGGAAGCGCUGCGAAGGUGUCGUCUGCUUGCUCUUGUGUCGUUACGCCGACUCCUACUUCAACAGCGGCACCGACUCCAACGCCGAGCAGUGCGAGCGGGUAUUAUAUCCGCGUUCUGUGGAAGGGGCAGGUUCUCAGGAGUAGCAAUCCGAGCCUCGGACUCAUGGAUAUGGUGCCGCUAGAGACGGUGCUGGGGUAUUUUGACGGGUUGGUGGGCGUGGGCGCUAGUUUGGUGGUAGGGAAGUGUAAUGGCAGUAUUGCUGUCUAA